Messenger RNA from Trypanosoma cruzi, 762 nucleotides. RefSeq lists its product as uncharacterized. The transcript has a single exon. The record is from RefSeq and is a predicted model, not a curated record. Lineage: Eukaryota; Euglenozoa; Kinetoplastea; Trypanosomatida; Trypanosomatidae. Bases 1 to 762 code for a protein of 253 amino acids.
AUGUGUUGUCCUCCUGCAUGGUGGGUGGCUGCUGGCGUUGUGUGCCUUCCUUGCGUGGAUGCCGUCUCGUGGUGUGUGAAGUGUGCGGCUGGGCCUGCUGCCCUCUCCUCAUGUUGUCUGCUCUCUCUCUCGCUGUAUCCGCUGUGCUCCGUCCCUCUCCCUCUUGUUGCAUUCUUUUCCUUCUGGCUCACAGAUCAGCUGACUGACUCCAGCGACUCCACUACGGGUGAUGAUGACUGCGAUGAUGACGAUGGUGACGGUGCGGCUCCGUGUGGCGCGCGCCGUGUUGGUCCUUGCGCUCUUGCUGCUGCUGCUGCUGCUCGUGUGUGUGACGACUCCGGCGGAGGGCGAACACAAAAGGAGGGAUGCAGGCGCUGCGUGUGUGUGUGCAGGUGCCAUGCAACAACGUCACAACAAACAUGCUGCGACUCGGUGACCCUCACAUCGUUGUGGUCCUCACACACAGCCGAGGCACGGCCCACACCGAUGCACUUAGUGGACGGAUUGAGGCAUCUUUCGAGGCGCUGCAGGGAACAGGAUGUGUUGACGCAGCCACGACGUGCAUGGAGUGUCACGAUGGCACAGUCGGCUGUGGCUGGUGGAAUAUUUACUUCUCGGAGGCAACAGAGAGAGAGCUGCUCCUGCUGCUGGUGUCGUUGCUGCCUUUUGUGGCCUGCCAUGCCGAUUAUUGUCUGUCCGCUGAUCAUGGGUGGCAUGCCUCCACUAGUGACGUCGUCUGCAGGCAUUUCACAGCACCAGUGA